This is a messenger RNA of Chroicocephalus ridibundus (black-headed gull), 1763 nucleotides long. RefSeq names its product coiled-coil domain containing 65 (gene CCDC65). NCBI's taxonomy places the organism in Eukaryota, Metazoa, Chordata, Aves, Charadriiformes, Laridae. The record is from RefSeq and is a predicted model, not a curated record. The transcript has 8 exons. Bases 42 to 1763 code for a protein of 573 amino acids. Gene Ontology annotation, biological process: cilium-dependent cell motility; axonemal dynein complex assembly; regulation of cilium movement. Gene Ontology annotation, cellular component: axoneme; axonemal dynein complex.
CCGGCCGCCGGGCUGCGGGGGCGCGACCGCGCCAGCCCGCCAUGCCAGGCAAGCGUCGCCCACGGGCCGCAGCCCCCAUGGCGGCAGAGGACGAGCUCCUGCUGCUGCAGAGACAAGCGCUGGCGGAGGAGGAGGCGGACAAGACGAAGAGAGAAAUGCUCACCCGGUUCCUGAACGACAAGCUGGCUAAGGAGAAGCGCAGCAGCACCCUGAACCUCCACAAGCUCAACGCGCAGUGGCGGGCAGUGCUGCGGGAUACCAAGGACAAGGAGCUGCGCCAGGACAUGGAGAUCCUCAGCCAGACCUUUGAGCGGGUGAUGGACUGCAAGGACAGCGUCAUCGAGUCUCUGGCCACAGACCUGGAGGAAGCGGAGGAACAGCACGCCCAGGCCCUGCGCAGCCACCUGCACAAUGUUGACCGCCUGCUGCAGCUCCAGCGCUGCCGCCUGACGUGCCUGGAGGAGGGGUAUGAUGCACAGCUGGAGGCCCUGAAGACGGAGUUUGAGGCUGAGAGGAAGACCAUCCUUGAGCAGCACGAGCAAGAACGCUGUUACCUGCGGGAUGUGGCGCUGGCUGCGGAGCAGAAUUACGCCAAGAAUAAUCAUGAGACCACGCUGAAUUUCCAGAGCGCCUGGGAUGACAUCAAGAACAAGAGCCUGCAGGAGCAGCAGUACAGCCGCACACAGCUGGGUGGGAAGGUGGAGGUGCUCUGGGAGCAGUUCCAGCGGACCAUGCAGAGCUACGCGGAGGCCACCGAGCACCAGGUUGCUUUUGAGGCACUGAAGCAGAAGGUCGAGAAGAGCUCCAGGGAUAUAGAGACGCACGUAAAGAAGCUGCAAAAGCUCCAGGACUUGGUCACAGCCACCAAGGGCCAGAUCGCGGCUCAUCUCCAGGAGAGCGAGGAGCAGAACCGGCACAUGCGGGAGAGGAAGGAAAAGCUCCUCAGGCAGCUCCAGGAGCUCAGGAGCGAGAUGAACCAGGCCAGGGCGAAGGCCCAUGGCAGCCUGGCCAGGCUUACGGCGCAGAGCGGUGCUGCCCUGAAGACGCUGGCGCGGGUGGUGGAGAAGGGCCAGCGCGUCCUGCGUCUGGCUGAGAUGUGCCGCAGGCUGGAGACGGAGGAGGAGAAGGUGCUGCCCUUCUACCCUUCCUUGCUGGCAGAGGGGGAGCAGCGAGAUGCCCGGCGAGUCCUUGAGGAGACGCCCACAGAGCCCCUGGCCCAGGUGAGGAGACAGUGCCAAGGUCCCAGGCACUGCCGUGGGGGAGACGAGGGUCAGGAUCCGGCCUCGGGGACAGCCCGGCUGGCGCAUGGACGGGCUGGGGAUCCCCUCGCCUCUUCCCUGCCUCUCGCCCAGGCCAUGUGGGACUACGUGGGGCUGGAGCGCUUUUGGCAGCGGUUCAACAAGGCGAAGCUGGAGGAACAGGCGCUGGAGCGGGAGCGGGCGGCCCUGAGCCAGAGGAAUCAGCGGCUGCGGCAGCUGCUCCGGCAGUACCUGGCGGGGAUCUCUAUCACCCAGGAGAUGCUGGGCCAGCCCAACCCACUCCUCGCUGUCGAGCACAAGAGCUGUGUCCCCAGGGACUUGCCCCAGGCCAAGGGGGGCCACGCAUCCCAACAUCCUCUUGGGAGGGGGAUGCCCAGCCAGACCCCAUCCACGGCUCCACCAGCACCAGCUGAGAAUUCCCCCGGUUCAGACCAGGACACCCUGCCGAGCGCUUGGGAGCACCACAGAAACCGUGACUGCCCGGAGGUGCCAUUAAAGAGCUGA